Acipenser ruthenus (sterlet) is the source of this 1171-nucleotide messenger RNA. Its product is annotated as E3 ubiquitin-protein ligase TRIM47-like. The transcript is spliced from 5 exons. Lineage: Eukaryota; Metazoa; Chordata; Actinopteri; Acipenseriformes; Acipenseridae. The record is from RefSeq and is a predicted model, not a curated record. Gene Ontology annotation, molecular function: zinc ion binding. Bases 68 to 1171 code for a protein of 367 amino acids.
UCCACGAAAUCAGCACAGUGAAGUUUCUGUUGUGAAAUCGUCAGUCUCUCUGUCUCGCUGCAGCAAGAUGGCUUUAAACUUGUGGUCAGAGGAUCAGUUUAGCUGUUCAGUGUGUCUGGAGAUAUUGAAGGACCCAGUCACUAUUCCGUGUGGACACAGUUAUUGUAUGGGGUGUAUUAAGAACUGCUGGGAUCAGACUGAUCAUACAGGUGUCUACAGCUGCCCCCAGUGCAGAGAGACAUUUACCCCAAGGCCUGUUCUGUCUAGAAACACCAUGCUGGCUGAAGUUGUGGAGAAAUUAAAGAAGACAGGACUCAGUCCUCCUCCUGCUCAAAGUUAUGCUGGACCUGGAGAUGUGCCGUGUGAUUUCUGCACUGGUAGAAAGUUCAAAGCUGUGAAAUCCUGUUUGACGUGCCUGGCCUCUUACUGUGAAACACACGUCAAGUCUCACAGUGAGGUUACUCCAUUAAAGAGGCACAAGCUGAUCAAUGCAAUUGGAGAUCUGGAGCAGAAGCUUUGUGCUGAACACCAGAAGGUUUUGGAGGUCUUCUGUAGAACUGAUCAGACGUGUAUUUGCUGGUGGUGUACAGACAAGGAACACAAGAGCCAUGAUACAGUCUCAGCUGAGGCAGAAAGGACAGGGAAACAGAAGCAGCUGGGAGACACACAGACAGAAAUACAACAGAGAAUCCAGGAGAGACUGAAAGAAAUCGAGGCGCUGAAACAGGCUGUGGAGUCACUGAAAAGAUCUGCAUGCAUAGAAAUAAAGGAAAGUGAGAAGAUCUUUACUGAGCUGAUCCGAUCCAUUGAGAAGAUCCACACUGAGGUUAUUGAGCUGAUUGGAGCUACCGAGAAGACUGCAGUGAAUCAGGCUGAAGAACGCAUGAAGAAACUGGAGCAGGAGAUUGCUGAGCUAAGGAGGAGAAACGCUGAGCUGAAACAGCUUUCAGAGACAGAGGAUCACAUCCAUUUUCUACAGAAUUUCCAGUCUCUCUGUGCCCCUCCUGAAGCUGGAGACUUACCCAGCAUUAUUGUCAAUACAGACAUCUCUUUUGGGGCUGUGAGGAAAGCUGUAUCUGAACUUAAAGACCAUAUUGAGGACUUCUGCAAGGGGGAAUUAGUCAAAAUAACCAAAACAGGUUGGUGUGAAAUAGAUUCCUUUGGUAGUUGA